Amphiprion ocellaris (clown anemonefish) is the source of this 3191-nucleotide messenger RNA. RefSeq names its product transthyretin (prealbumin, amyloidosis type I) (gene ttr). The coding region runs from base 128 to 571 and encodes 147 amino acids. The transcript has 4 exons. The record is from RefSeq and is a predicted model, not a curated record. Gene Ontology annotation, biological process: purine nucleobase metabolic process. NCBI's taxonomy places the organism in Eukaryota, Metazoa, Chordata, Actinopteri, Pomacentridae.
UGGGUGACUGGGAUGGUGAGAGAGCAGUGGGUGAGAGGCAGUUGCUGUUAUAAGACGCCUGAGUGUGUGGAGGCCAUGUGCUAGAACACCAGUGACUUCUGUCAGUGUUUCUGUCCAUCAUCCAGCCAUGCUUCAACCAGUGCACUAUCUGCUUCUAGCUUCUGCUGUGCUGCUCUGCAACGCUGCACCCACGGAGAAACAUGGAGGUUCCGACACCAAGUGUCCUCUGAUGGUGAAAAUCCUGGACGCAGUGAAAGGGACUCCAGCUGGAUCAGUGACACUCAAGGUGUCUCAGAAAGCUGCUGAUGGAGGAUGGACUCAGAUUGCAAAUGGAGUGACGGAUGCCGCUGGAGAGAUUGACAAUCUAAUCACAGAGCAGCAGUUCCUGGCAGGAGUGUAUCGUGUUGAGUUUGAUACCAAAGCUUACUGGAAGAAUGUGGGGAGCACACCAUUUCAUGAAGUAGCUGAUGUCUCUGCACGGCCCUGCAGCAGAGCGAACAACAGAUACACCAUAGAGCUACGGAGGUUAACAGAUACAAACCAAAGCAAUUGUUUUCAAACUGCUUUUUGACUGGGGUUCAAAAAGUUGGAUAAUUAUCUUCAUUAUAUUAUUCUUCUGUUUGUCCACAGUGUGAAUUAAUAAAUGAUGUCUGUUUUAGUUACAAUGUCUGAAGUGAAAAUUCUGCAUAUAUUAUGUACCCGUGUUUUAUAAGAUUUACAAUUGUGAAAAAAGGGCUCACAAAGUGGAACAGAUACUCUUUUGUCUGAAUAUUUGUGCACCACAAAAUAAAUUUAUGUUUUUAAAGUUCUGUGCACCAACUUCCACUGGUACAAAAACAAUACAGUGCAAAACUGGUGAUGUGAGUUCAGAUCUUGAGGGUCAAUAUAUAAUUGCAAGACUUUUUGUAACAUAGUUGACAGGCACCAUUGUUGACAUUUUUGCUGUUUUCAGGCCUAAAAUCAACAUUGCCGCCUAUAACCAAACACCACAUAGCAUUUUUACAGAGAGAUUCUUCUAAAUAUUAUAUAUACAAUUGAGUAAAAUUGAAAGUUAUUUAUAAAGACAUUGUAGUAAACCUAUUGAAACUUGACUCACACAUUACUUUAUAUUAAAUAACUCAGAAAGACUUGGAGUCUUGCCAGUCUUUUCUUCAGGAGGAAAUGACAUCAUGUGGAGCAGGUCAUGUGAUCUGGAAUUAACACACUUCCUGGAGAGGUGUUUUUGUAAUGGGUAACUAAGUUGAACGUGAUUUCUUGGACACAGAUACAAUUUGCUAUUUUCCAUUAAAAAAAUUUGAUAGAUUGCCAAACAAAAUAUCUGUGAUGAUUAUCUCAACUUAAUAAAAAGAACACAAUCAAAAAUACUUUUUAAGAAGCUCAUUUUAUUAUUUUUUUAGCUAAUUAGAAGGUGGUUGUUAUUAAAUUUGGACGGUUAUUUAGUCGACAUUUUAGUGAUAUUCAGUCAUUUUUAUUAAUAAAUGAUUUUUUCCAUAAUAAUUAAUUAUGGAAUUUGUAAAGACAUGAUCAUAAUGAACAUAAAAAACAUAUUUUUUUUAACUUUUAGUAAAAAUGUAUGCAGGAUAUAUCCCAUGGACUUCAAAAGUCCCUCAAAUAUAUUUUGACCCUUAAUUUACGCAUUCGUCAUUUAUGUAGUAGUUGGAAAUCCACAAAAACAGAAUAUUUAGGAAAUAUUAAUUUUAUUUCAUUGUAUCAUUGAUUCAGAAUCUGCAAUACUAGAUAAGUAUAUCAAAUAAUCUCUGAUUAUGAGAAAGUAGUAUGAAAACUAUUUAAACAUGAAAUACUUAGUCACAUUUUUUAAAAAAAAGUUAUUUUCAUUGAAUUUCAACAACCAAUUAAGUAGAUAUGACAUUGUACCACAAAAACAAAAAUAUUGUGAGAUAUAACAUCCACCCAUCCAUCCAUUAUCUAUCCACUGCUUAACCCUCAUUAGGGUCGCGGUGAGCUGGAGUCUAUCCCAGCUGACUUAGGGUGAAGGCAGGGGACACCUGGACAGGUCACCAGCUGCUACACAUAGAGACAGACAACCAAGCACCCUCACAUUCACACCAACAGACAGUUACAAUCACCAAUUAUUAACCUCAGCAUGUUUUUGAACUGUGUUAGGAAGCUGGAGUGCCCUGUGAGAACCCAUGCAUGCACAGGGAGAACAUGUAAACUCCAUGCUGAAAGAUCCCAGGCCCAGGAUCUUCUAGCUGCAAGGCAACAGGGACAACCACUGAGUCACUGUACAGACCAAAAUAUAACAGAGAAAAUAUAUUAUUUAAUUUGGGCAUAUUCUUCGGCCCACUUUGUCAGUAUAAACCUUUGGAUGAGCCUUGUCUUGUACUUCUGUUAAAUUUUGGGGGGAAUUAUUGCUGGAUAAUGUCAUUCUGAUUGCAUUAGCUUGUUAUACCUGCUGAAUCAGUUAUAGAAGUUCAAUGAAAAUAACAUUUUCAAACAAAUAAUAAUUGAGUGGUAAAUUUAGUCUCAGGAUCAUUGUGGAAACUGGAUUCUCUUGCUUUGUGUUCUAUUGGGAAUAAACUUAGAUAUGCUAUAUCACAGAUAUUAUUUCAAUAUCCAUAGUUUAGGAUACACAUUUCAAGUAAAUCACAAAUUGUUGAACAGAAGUCUGGUGACGAUUUGACGCCAUUACUGUAUGAACAAAAAAUCCUUGUGAUUUAAUGACCAAUCACACCACUGCUCUUAAAGUCAGUCAGCAAACAGUGACUUUUAAAUUCUGAACAAUCAAUGUAAACAAGUGUGCAGUAAAGCAGAGGUGAUAGCGAGAGACUAUUCCAGAGGGACAAGUUCUCUGUUUUCUCUUUUGAGUAUUGAAGUUUCUAAUGCUGACGUUUGCCCAAUGACAAAGAAGCUCAAAUGGUGCAGACAUCAAUUUAUAAACAGCAACCUGACUGACGCUUUGAUGAAUGCAGAUUCCCACAAGAUUUUGAGAAAACUCAACAUAUCAGGGAUGAAGGAGAAAUAUGAAAUGUAGCUGUUUAUUGACUAAAAGAACUGCAAUGUUUGUGGUUGAUACGCGUGGAUUGUGUGGCAACUGCUAUUAGAAAAAAGGGCAAUUCGUGGUUUAUAUCAAAUGCACAAAACAAGUUGUGUAACUCCCAGCGCAUGUUUUGGUUUUGUGAAACAAAAUGAUGUGCAUUUGAGAGUAUAGCAAUAAAUGUGUCUGUCAA